CACAAAGACCAGUCCAAGAAAAGCCAUAUUCAGCUGAGAGAUCUCACAAAGGCAAGUCAUGUUUCCACCUCUCUCUCUCUCUCACAGAUCAUCACACAAUCAAAAAAGAAAGAAAAAAAGAAAAAGAAAAAAAAAGAUGAUUCAAGAGCUAUUAGGAGGUGGUGCUGGACUAAUAGGAGAGAGAAAAAUCUCCAUCACCGGUGUUCUAGAGGGUUCCUCCCCUUCUCCCUCUCCUUCUUCAUCUUCUCCAUCUCCUUCCUCCUCUGCCGCCACCACUCCGGCGAGCUCUUCAGCCCCAGCUGAGAACCAAAACCUUCGGUGUCCGCGUUGCGAUUCAUCGAACACCAAGUUCUGUUACUACAACAACUACAACCUCACUCAGCCCCGCCACUUCUGCAAGACUUGCCGCCGGUACUGGACCAAAGGUGGCGCUCUCCGCAAUGUCCCGAUUGGCGGCGGUUGCAGGAAAAACAAGACUGUCAGUGUGACAUCAUCUUCCGGCAAGCCAAGUGGCGCCGCGGGGAGGUUAAAAACGGUUGUCUCAUCUGAGAUAGGAAAAUCAACCCUAGGCCUUGUUGGUGGUUUUGAUCAAGAGCUUCCAUCAAACCCUAUUCUAUGGGCCUCGCCGCAGAAUUCUCAUCUGCUUGCCUUACUCAGAGCCAAUCAAAACCCUAACCCUAAUUCUCUCACUGUGAAGGAGGAAAGUGUUAUGAUUGGAUCGCCCCACAUGAGCGCUCGAGCACUUGGCUUGAAUAACCAGGUUCCUUCUAUUGGUCUGUGCAACCCUUUUUGGAGAAGCAAUAAUCAACAACAAAAUCACCAAGCUCAAGUUCAACACCAUCAUCAUCAUCAACAAAAUCACCAUCAACAACAGCAACAGCAACAGCACAAUGGGUUUGUACUUGGUGAAGUUCAAAACACGGGUAUUCAAGAUCUGUAUCAAAGGCUUAGACCUUCAUCAGUGAACUACUAUCCUCAUCAUUCGCCGGUACUUAUGAGCAAUGUGGGUUCUUCAUCUUCAUCUUCUUCCGCAAUUUUGGAGUCAGCUCCUGUUGCGGCUGCCGGUGAAUUGGAUUACUGGAACCCGACGCUUUCGUGGUCGGAUCUGCCAACAACCAAUGGUGCAUAUCCUUAAGAAUCCUUUUUAUUUUAUUUUAUUUUAUUUUAUUACUUUCAUAAGCUAGGGUUUGUUGUUGUUGUUGUGGUGGUCUGGGUUGUGGUAUAUGAAUAUGGGAUGUAGAAUUAUUUUUCUUCUUUGCUUUGUUGCUCUUUUUUUUUUUUUUUUAAUAUUAUGUAUGUGUGUUUUGAGGUGUGUUAAUGUUUGGUUAAUUUAUGAGGGUGUACUUGUACCAAGGACCAAGAAGUGUUAAAAAUGGGAAAAUGUUAGGUUUUCUUGAA
This is a messenger RNA of Camellia sinensis, 1398 nucleotides long. RefSeq lists its product as uncharacterized. The record is from RefSeq and is a predicted model, not a curated record. Gene Ontology annotation, biological process: regulation of DNA-templated transcription. Gene Ontology annotation, molecular function: DNA-binding transcription factor activity; DNA binding. Lineage: Eukaryota; Viridiplantae; Streptophyta; Magnoliopsida; Ericales; Theaceae.